AUGUUCUCCACUAAAAAGGAUAUUGACCGACACGUAAAAACAUCGCUUAACAAGCUGCCGGAAAAUGAGCGCUACCUCCGGGGGUUGGCUAUUGCAAGGCAGUACUUCAAGCUGAACGAAUACGCUAGUGCGGAGCAUUGGCUUUCUUGUUACCUAUCGGUUCAGGAAGACAGCGCUCCGGCUCACAAACUUCUUGGACAAUGCUACGAAAAACAGCAAAAAUUCGAUCGAGCCAUCACGUCUUACCAACGAUCGCUCCAGCUCGAUUCAAAGCAAACGGGGCUGAUAACGGAUGUGUGCAAGCUUUUGCUAAUGGACGACAAUCUCACCAAGCAUUUGUCGAAGGCAAAGCACUGGUGUGACUUGGCAGAAUCAGAGCGCAUCAACCAUGAGGCGGUGCUUAAUUUGAAGUUGAAGGUAGCGAACAAAGGCACCACCACUGACAACAAAUUAGUAAAGGACAUCAUACUGAAGGAAAUUCUCGCGAGACCGCUAGAUCCGGCGUUACGCGUCCGAUUGGUGGAUCUCUUUUUAGAAGAAAAAAAAUUAGAUGAAGCUUUCAAGUACUGCUUCGAACUGGAGAUGAAAUUUUGCGAACCAUUCAUGCAAUCCAUCGAGUGGACCAAUGCGAUUGCAAAUAUGCUAGCCACUUAUACAAAAUCGCCGGGAGGUGGGCAACAAAAAAACUGGAACUACUACUUGUUGCAGGCGAUCGUGCUCGAUCGGCAGAUUUAUUUGAAUUUGUUGGUUGACUCCACGAUGGAAGCUAUGCGACGCAGCAAUCUGAAGGAAAUAGCGUUUAAACUGUUAAAGCUGGACGAAACGUUACGUGAAGUUUCUGAGAGAGGUUUAAAUGCGGCUCCACAGAAACAAAUGGCUGAUUCGUAUCUUCAGCACUAUAGAGGACAGCUUCUGCUACACUCUGCGGCUCUGUUGUUCAAAAGCGCCCAAGAACAGUCAGGUGCUGGACGUUCUCGCGAAAAUAACAAAAAGUGCUACGCAUUGCUGCUCCUAGCAUACCAGUGCGGUGUUCCGGAUCCGGAUGGGCAGUGGUUGAAACAGGGCAGCGAAAUGGCCCGUCAGUUGCUAGCGUUCUGGCACAAACAGGCCGCGUUUCGGUGUUGUCAAGCCGGUAGCACGCUCCUGUCUUGUGUUGAAGAAGGUGUGGAUACAUCGCAGGUACUGGUUCAAAUUCAAAGUGUCACCGAGACGAAGGUUUGGACUACGGCGGAUGAUCUGAUUAAUCAGAUUCGGCAGCUAUGUUCCGACCCUGAAUGGCGUCAGAAUGUAGCCCGCUCGUUAUAUCCUGCUCGAGACAUUUCUUCGAAGGCAGUUGGCAAUUCGUACUUCGUGCAUGAAAGUGCCGCAUUUCAAAAGCCGAAAUAUGUGCUUCCAACGCGAGAGCAACUUGAACCGUAUCUUGAACUGGCACAGUCACUCUAUCCUUCCUCGUUGCCUCACCUCGUAUACCUGGGACUCGCGUUGGGCAUCGAAAAUCUAGCAACUUUUCGUUGCAAAGCUUUUCCGCGGCUGAACUUUUCUACCAACAAUCUGAACAAUUGUAAUUUAGAAACGUUGAACCAACUCGAUAUGGACUCGUUUUUGUAUUGUUCAAUUGUGGUGGCCAAGAGUAAUAUGGAUCACGACCGCCAAAUAAGCAUGCAGCAACAAGGACGCCCCGCUUUUCUACCGGCGGCAAAUCUCAUUCCAGGGCUGUGCGAGGAUAACAAGAUCAACUGGUGGAGUGCUGCAUAUCAUCUGAUCAAGAGCAGCACAGCAAAAGACGCCGCAGCCAGUGUGGCCGAUCAGCGUCAGCUUCUGCAGCACGGAUUGCAAGCGAUCCGCAGUACUGGGAUACCUCUCUGUGAUGCGAUUGUGUUGCUCAAGCUGGGUCAGGUGCUCGCUAAACGGGCGUCCGAGUCGGUGACGGUGGUGCCCGAAGAACGCCGCUACUGCGAGAGUCGUGCCGAGGCGGUCUACCGGGCCGGUGUACUGCUGUGGAAAAUGCAUAAUGAGUCGACUUACACAGGCGGUAUAGAAUCGUCUGGUUUGGUGACGAGUGGUUACGGGUCCGAAGUGUUGUUCAAGUAUGGCAUCAAGCCGUACGAUUGUCAACAGGAAGCGGUUAAACUAGCCGAAUCUGCCAUCACGUUCCUAGCGGGUGUUUACUUUAAGCACGGCCGCCAUGAACAGUUCACGCUAGAUUUUGGAGGCAUCCCGCUGCCCUUCGCGGCCUAUUUUCGAGCCGAGGCAUUCAAGAAGCUGGACGAAUCGGCCAAAACACCCCUCAAAGCGAAAAAGUUCUAUUCCGAGCGGGCCCGCGAAUGUAUCCGACAGACGCAGCGCUACCUGGUGCUGCCGUAUAUCGAAUCGAAUCAUCCUCUUAACUAUGUGGUCCAGAGUGAAAUAAAGCGUCUCUCGUUUGCGAACGAUUCGUUUGAUGGGACGCUCAACACAUCGGCCAAUGGCGGAGCGUGCGCUAGCGCCGAUGAUAGUGAUCAUUUCCAGUCUUUCACGUCAUCGAUGACGAAUGCGGCACACGUGAGCGGUGGCAUCGGUGGUACUGUUUCUAUGGCGCGCAUGUCAGACCGCGAAACGGCCACGGCCGCAGCAACGGCUGCCGCUUCCGUAUGUUUGGCGAAAACGAACGAUCUUGAGGGACUCAUCCGGCAGAUGAUGGAGACGCUCACCUUCGUGAAAGAGGACGUUUUGGGGAUCCGAAACGACGUCGGAGACAUGCAAGAUCGUUUGGUGAAGAUCGAGGAAAACAUUUUCCGCAAGUCGACAGAGCCGAAGCCGCGAAGUUCGGGAACCGUUGGCGGUAGUGCCGCUGGCCCAGCAGUGAACGAUCCCGCGUCAGUAUCAACGGCUGCCGCAGCGGCCGCCAUGCAGGCCAUGAAUGAUAUCUAUAUGCUGGAUGAUCUGCAAAGUUCUGCACUGGCCUACCAGCAAGCUGCCAUCGCUGCGGCAGCUGCCGCACGUGCGCCCGUCAUGGGAGGUGUAGGAAUGGCAGCACCACAACAGGCCACAGGGGCCAUACCUUAUCACGCACUGUAUCCCAUCACGCAACACCAGCAAAUGCUAACGACGCGCGGACAUCCGACAGGACCAAUGGGUGCUUCGCCCAUGCACACCGGCUAUCCACACCAUGCGGACAAUUUGCUAGUGUCGGCGGCUGGAUCGCCUGCCGCCGGUGUGUAUCACCAUCCGGCAUUCCAACCAGCAGUUCCGCCACCGGCGCAACCCCAAGCGGACGCGGUUCCUACAAUGCAUACUGGUGGAAAUUUGCACCAAAUUUCAACACCAACGCCUACGAUCGCGAAACCAGCAGGAAUCGCCGGAAACCUUUCCAUUGAACAAUCGCUGCAAACGCCUACCCUUUUGAGCAGCUGGAACAGCACGUACAACAAUUCAUUCAAUAUGCCCUCAGUGGCAACGCCUACAGUUGUCGGCAGCAUGCCGUCGCACUUAUCCAACACAACGGAUGCCAAAGGAGGUGCCCCGGUGAACGUGGUCAUUACGAGCUCGGAUCCACUUCCGCCUCAACCGAAUGUGAACAGUUCCACUUUUGCCAGCGGGCUCGGUGUCCAACCAACUUAUAGUGUGACAAUUCCACCGCAGCACAUCAAACACAGCACAACGGGUGCCAGCAUUGGCCAAGGUACAGGUGGGCUAACAAGCACGUCUAAACUGGAGACGAUAUCUCCCGCUACCGCAAACACUAAGUUCCCGAUGCAAUCGAACGUGCCUGCCGGGAUGGGUGUCAAACCGCAAAUAUCAACCCCAGUACCAGUGGUUCCUGCUGCCUUGACGCCUUCCUUCUUUGCUAACGUGGUGUCACCGGCAAAAGAAGCUGGCGAUGCGAAUCACGUGGAACACGACGACGAUGAUGACAAUAGUAGGAACGUGUCGGGAGGUGCAGAAUACGAUCCGCGUCCUGAUUUCCAGCCAAUCAUACCGCUACCAGACGAGAUAGAGGUGCGCACCGGUGAAGAGGAUGAGGAGCAAAUCUUUACCGGCCGGUCGAAGCUGUUGCGUCUGGUAGAUCGCGAAUGGAAGGAGCGUGGGCUUGGUGAGCUUAAGAUACUGCGGUCGAAAGCGGACCUGAGCAAGUACCGGAUCGUAAUGCGACGAGAACAGGUGCAUAAGAUCUGUGCCAACCAUUACAUCACACCAGAGUUGAUCAUCAAACCGAUGGAGAAGCUAAAGCAGUGCUACAUCUGGGCGGCGGUGGACUUUGCUGAUGAGGAACCGCGCAAGGAGUCGUUUUGUGCGCGCUUCGGCACCGCUAGUCUGGCGGACGAGUUUUACCACGCGUUCGUAAAAGCCCGGGAUGAAGUGGCUCGACUACGCGCUAGUGAUGGGUCAGGCAACGCACAACAGACACCAACCGGUCCACCACCUAUAACGACAGGCAGCUUCUCAUUUAGCAGUACACCGAAAACGACAGCGACGAUCACGCCAGCCCAGCCGCAGGGAGGCGCGAAACCGUUUGGUGAGUUUACAUUCGCCAAAAACUAUACGCCACCGUCGGUCGGCACGAAAGCGAAUGCAACUCCGAAAGCCACGGACGCAGCUGCUGCAAACAGUAAACCGAGUCCGUUCGCGUCCUUCGCCUUUAAAGCUCAACAGCAAGGUGGAUCGGCCGCACCAUUUGGCAACAUUUUCGGAGGACUUGCCCUCGGUGGUCCACCGGCGCUCGGAUUCGACGAGAAGGACUUCAAGUGCAUCCACGAGGCGAUCAUUACAAGUCUGAAGCAUAAAGAUCAACACGGCACCGCGUGGACGGAUGACGGAGUGGUCAACGGUCGGUUACGUCUGUUAACAUCUGCGACCGCUGUGCGGCUGUUGUUGCGUCGUGAAUGCGAUACAAAUUCCGCCGUGUGUCUCAGCCACGUGCUGGACAAAGACACUCGUAUGAAACCAACCGAAAAGAAUGGGUGCAGUUGGAACGCUCAGCAAGAUGCCAUCGUUACCGGAAGUGGAUCGAUGAAUUGUAUGGCCUACUUUAAAACCUCAGACGACCGCGAUCGGUUUGUGGCAGCUGUUCAAAAAGUGUUGGGUUCCGGUGAAUCCGCUGUUCCUACAAAGGCGGCCGCCGAUGGUUUCGGCGAUCUCUUUAAACCAAAAACGGGAAGCUGGGAUUGCCAGGCGUGCUAUUUGAACAAUAAAACGGAUGAUAUCCUAUGCCGCGCAUGCAACGAACCACGUGAUCCUUCGAAGAAGGAUGACACAGCUGGCAAGCCAAACCAAGCAUCUGGGGGACUAUUCGGUAGUCUUGCUCCGCCCGCGGAAGGCAGUAAUAAGUUCACCUUCGGUAUGCCUUCUUCGAGUGGUUCGGCUGCGCCUAUUACCUUCGGGAGUGGUACUAGCGCUGCCACCUCUAAAAAACCUCAAGAACCUCCAAAAGUUACAUCAACUCCGGCUAAAAGCACCGGAACAACCGUUGGAUUUGGUGACCAAUUCAAACCCAAACCAGGGUCUUGGACCUGCAACGGAUGUUAUCUGCCGAAUGGAGCUGACUCUUUGUUCUGCAUGAGCUGCGAAAGCCCGAAAGACGAUACGGUUCCAAAGAAAUCCGCUAGCACGGACAGUGCAGUGUCUGGCUUGUUAAAAGUUGCCGACACUGCGCCCAAAUUUAAUUUUGCUGCCGGUGGUGGGUUCACAUUUGGUAUGCCAUCAUCGGCAUCGGUUGCUCCAGCGGCCUCGGCGGUAACACCGACGGUUACUAGUACCGCAUCGCAGCAACAACCAGCUUUUGGGGGUGGAUUCACGUUCGACAGCUCGGUGAAACCGCUUCUUUCGACAACUGAUAAACCGAAGUCGACAGCCGUAACGCCAGAGAAACCCGUUUUCAAAUUCGAAUUACCCACACCCGCAGGAGGACUCUCAUUUGGUUCGAAAUUGACGUCUAGCGUUCCGGCGGGUACGGGUAACGGAGCGAACAAUCUUCAAACUGCCGGGUCGCCUGCACUUAACAGGCUGGAUCCUCCGGAAAAAGCGACUUUCGGAUUCGUUUUCAAGCCUAAAUCGCCCGGCCGUACCCUCAGUGGGGAUGGUGGGGACGCGGCCGAAGGCGAUGAUGGUGCUGCAGACGAAAGCAGCGUGAUGGAGGAAGAAAAUAAUACGUACUUUGCGCCCGUUAUUCCGCUGCCGGACAAGGUUGAUGUAAAAACCGGCGAAGAGGACGAAGACGUGCUGUACGUUCACCGAGCCAAGCUGUAUCGGUUCAUCAGCUCAGAAUGGAAGGAACGCGGCAUUGGUGAUGUGAAGAUAUUGAAGCACAAGGCCUCAGGCCAACUGAGGGUGGUGAUGCGCCGUGAGCAGGUCCUAAAAAUUUGCCUUAACCACGUUCUUACCGAGGACAUUUGCUAUACGAAAAAGGAUGACAAAUCGUGGCAGUUCGUGGCAAACGACUUUUCCGAAGGCAAUUUUGAGAUCAUGAACUUUAGUCUUCGCUUCAAAUCGUCCGACAUAGCGCAGGAGUUCCGUGAUGCGAUCGCGGCAGCAUUGAGUGGAAAGCUUUCAGCAACAAAGCCCUCGGAGGGCUCUGGUGCUUUCACGCAUGAUAGCACGGUAACGUCCACCACCUCACCGAUUGGAGACCUAAACUUCUCCAAAUUGAGUGACAUUUCGCUAAACGAUCGUGAAAUGGCACAACAGCUGAAGCUGCCGGAAAACUUUUUUGAGGUUCCGGCCAACCCAUGCCCAGGUUGUCGAGGUUGCGAUUCAGAUACCUUCGUGUUUCCGGUCGUCGACGUAAAGCAGCUCAUUGUAAAUGACACUAUCGAAGGUGAUGAUGCACCGUUGCCACUCAACCUUAAGAAUGUGAAACCGCUGCCACCGGUGGUCGCUAAUAAUUUCGCUCCGGCAAAACUAUCGUUCGGUACAGCAACUGGUGGCAUAUCGUCACCGUUUUCGUUUGGACCUGCUGCUAAUGCUGCUACCUCAUCUAGUGGGCCAAUGCAUACAACUAUAACUUCAGGGGGUGGGUUAAUUUCGGGACUCUCAAUGGGUGCACCUUUGAGUGUUGGAGGAACUGCUGCCAGUACAACUGCCAGCUUUCUUUCGACGGAACAAAAGUCAUCCUUGUCGUCGUUCACACCAGCAGCAAGCUCGAUAUUUGGUGGAUUACAAACUUCGUCCGUACCGGAACAAACGGCCGGCACAAUUGGUGCCAGCAAUAAGUUUAAUUUUGGAAGUUCUGCCGGGAUCGGGUCCGCAUCUACUGUUGGUUCCAUAUUUUCCGCCUCGCUCAACACCACACCGAAAAACUCAUUUAUUUCACCACCCGCUGGUGUUGUUUCGGUCAUUUCCGGUGAGACCGACAGCAAGAAAGAACAACAAUCGGGAGGCGGGAGUGCUAAACCUAUCACUAGCAGCCCGUUGUUGCAGCCAUCCUCUUUAUCCGCAGCUAAACCAGUCGAAGGAGGAAAUCUGUUCAGUUCGGUGAGUUUUGGUAGUGGUGGGUUCAGCGCCCCUGCUACUGUUGGAAAUCCGGCCACAAAUAUAUUCGGUGGCACUGCUGGAUUGUUCAGUGCUGCCUCAAGCGCCACAACAACGGUUCCGAGUAGUACACCAUCGUCCGGUAGUAAUGCAACCCUGUUUGGCAGCGUCGCUGGCGGCGAUACAAUAAAGUCGCCACUGAGUUUCGGUGCCUUGGGCGAUGGCUUUACUUUCGGCAGCCUGGCGAAACAAACUCAGUUGGCGGCGAUGAAAUCAGACGCUGCUAGCGCAAAGAACAACGUCGAUGCGCCAUCGGUGUUCAAUAUGGCCGAAAAUAUAAGCUUCGCCACCAUCGCCAGCAGCAAUAGUCCGGAUUUCAGCAACAUUAUGAAGAAACCCGUAGAAGGUCAGGAUAAAUCAUCCGGUGGUUACGUCGGGCUGGUCGUGAAGGAAGACUUCUUUUCGCGCUCAGCAUCGGGGAAAUUGAACAACAAUACAGGUGGUGCCAUCAGUGCGGAUAAAAACAACGGUAAUGAGGAAGAUGGCGGUGGUGCCGGUGUGGGGACGGAUGAAAAUUACGACCCGUACUACGCUCCCGUCAUUCAACUGCCUGAUGAAAUAGAGGUACGCACGGGCGAGGAAGAGGAAUCGAAAAUGUUUGGCGAGCGAGCAAAGUUGUAUCGUUUCGAUACCGAUACGAAAGAGUGGAAGGAACGAGGUGUCGGCGAGUUGAAGAUACUGCACCAUCCGGUGCGAAACACCUACCGAUUCCUGCUGCGCCGUGAGCAAAUCCACAAGCUCGUGCUGAAUCAAGCCAUCACGGUUGACAUGUCCAUCACGCCACUGAAUGGCUCGGAAAAAGCGUUCACGUGGGCCGGAAUGAACCAUGCCGAGGCACCCGGUCAGCUGGAGUCUCUGGCUACCCGAUUCAAAAACGAAGCUAUCGCGUCCGAAUUCCGCACCGUAGUGGAGAAUUGCCAAGAGAAUCUGCGCUCGCGACCGGAUCUGGAACCGGAUCAGGAUUAAUAUUAGUUGAUAUGUAAUUGAUAUGCUUUUUUGUGUAAGUUGGUUACGUUUUAUUUUUGAUACACUUGGUCACUCCUACAUGAUCAACUCCAACGCGUAGGUGUAUUGUUUUUCAACUCCUUACUAGUACUCUUUGUUAUCUUGGUACAUACGUGAGUGCGUUGGUAGAACCUGUGUCGAAAUAGUGUUAGAGGAUAUUAUGAAGCGAGGAACAGAAAAUAAAUAAAGCCUAUAUCAUUUAUAUUUUAUUACUACGAUGGUUGCGAGCGCUGCAUGUU
Molecule: messenger RNA, 8750 nt
Organism: Anopheles nili
Lineage: Eukaryota; Metazoa; Arthropoda; Insecta; Diptera; Culicidae
Gene: Nup358
Product: E3 SUMO-protein ligase RanBP2
Exons: 7
Coding region: 1-8472 (2823 amino acids)
Biological process (GO): nucleocytoplasmic transport
Cellular component (GO): nuclear pore; cytoplasm
Molecular function (GO): GTPase activator activity; protein binding
Source: RefSeq, a predicted model, not a curated record